CGACGCACUUGGAAGAACAGCUGGCGCUUCAAACUGGAGCUGGGACACAGAUACACAAGAUAGUCCUGGAUUCGCAAUGAUGCUUGCAAGCACCCGCUUGAGUUUCGCAACGGCCACACUGGGCUUCAAUGAGAAUCGCGCCAAUGAAAACAUAUACGGCAUGGGGGAAGCUAAUCGUGCAAUUUGGUCCAUCACGCUCUUACACAAUUGGGCUGAAUUGACGACGGCGAUACUUAUGAUAUUGCAGGGCCUGAUAGCGUGGUUUAGCAUCAUCAAGAUUGGCGAGUGGAAAUUUGACAUGGACAGUUUCGAAAUGAUGGAGGUAGAUGGAAUUAAGGUUGCAACGGGCGCAGGGGAAGUUGUUCAUAAACGGAGGUGGCUUAUAGGAUAUAUGCGGAGUGUUGCAGUAUCGCAGAUUUGAAAUGCAUCCAUGCUUAUAGCUUUGACUUGUUCUUGAUGCUGCACGGAGUAAGGGGUCUGCAAACGGUAGACUGAAUGUCACUUAUAUAAUUAUAAUUAAAUCUAC
Molecule: messenger RNA, 526 nt
Organism: Trichoderma virens Gv29-8
Lineage: Eukaryota; Fungi; Ascomycota; Sordariomycetes; Hypocreales; Hypocreaceae
Exons: 1
Coding region: 77-421 (114 amino acids)
Source: RefSeq, a predicted model, not a curated record